AUGGACGGUAGGUUUAAGGAGGCCAAUCAGAAGGGACCUUUGUGGGAUGAGGUCUCAAGGAUAAUGUAUGAUGAAUAUGGGUACCAAAGGACAGGAAAAAAAUGCAGGGAGAAAUUUGAGAACCUAUACAAGUACUACAAAAAGACGAAAGGCGGCAAAACCGGCCGGCCGGACGGCAAACACUACCGGUUUUUCCGGCAACUCGAGGCCCUUUACGGCGACCAGCCGAACAACAACAACAACAACAACAAUAAUAACAAUAACUCAUCUGCUUCGGUUUCGGAUCAAACCACUUUCGCGGGCCCGAAUUUCCCUUACAUUAGUUUCCCCGAAAACACAAACUCUUUCCCGAACGAAUCGUACUCGAAUAAUUCUUCCGAUUUCGACACGAUAAUCACGUCGGAAGACGAAAGCAUGGAGCCCGGUUUUCUAUUAACGGGUGCCUCUAACAAUAUCAAGAGGUCGAAAAAGAUUACGAUGAUGAGAAGCUUGAAGGCAAAGAUAAAAGACUCGAUCGAGGCCCAAAUGAAGAAAAUGGCAGAAAAGCAAGAGGCGUGGAUGGAGAAAAUGAUGCGUACGAUCGACGAGAAUGAAAAAGAACGUAACUUGAGGGAGGAGCAAUGGAGGAAACAAGAUGCCGAGAGGGUCGAGAGGGAGCAACGGAUUUGGGCCCGCGAGAAAGCUUGGAUCUUGGACCGGGACGCGGCCCUAAUCGAAGCUUUCGGGAAAAUGGCGGGAAAAGCCCGCCAAGAGGAUGAAGAACUACUAAAGGUCGAUUCUUGGGAAAGUAAUAAUAAUGUCGCUUCGUCGUGGGAUUGUGUGGGGGAUUGUUUUGUGAAGGGUGGUGGUAAGAAAAGAAUGGGCCCACCGUUUCACGUGGGUUCCGAUCGUGGUGUGAACAUGGCCCGUGAGAAUGUCUCGAAUGACGGUUGUUUUAGGUACUUUGGUGGAGACUUGAAAUAUUGA
Messenger RNA from Striga hermonthica, 966 nucleotides. The record is from the annotation of a GenBank genome assembly. NCBI's taxonomy places the organism in Eukaryota, Viridiplantae, Streptophyta, Magnoliopsida, Lamiales, Orobanchaceae.